Haliotis rubra (blacklip abalone) is the source of this 3712-nucleotide messenger RNA. RefSeq lists its product as uncharacterized. Gene Ontology annotation, molecular function: protein binding. Lineage: Eukaryota; Metazoa; Mollusca; Gastropoda; Lepetellida; Haliotidae. The transcript has 12 exons. The record is from RefSeq and is a predicted model, not a curated record. The coding region runs from base 1 to 2406 and encodes 801 amino acids.
AUGCCGUCGGCAAACUGUUCUCCUUCUGGUUCCCAGAGCAUGGGUAUCCUCGGACAGUCCCGUUAUCAACUUGCCAUCGACGGUCGCGGUAACGCAUGGUGCGAUACAAAAAAACAGAAGCCAAAAAGCGCUACCCAGCAGAACAACACUCGUGUUUCAGGGCUGUCCCAAAGGAGGAUCAAGUCAGGUAGCAGUAAGGGUACCAAUGGGACUGAAGUGCAGAAUGGACAUUCUGGAGGCGUUAAGGACAAGACGUCGACACAAAUGCGCGGAUUCAGUGACAGAAUAUCUAACAUUCUAUUGAACGCCUCCAAUACAAGGUCGACAUCUGUGGACAACAUGCCAGAAGGUAGAAGUAAAAGAUCCGUGGAGAAAAGAACAACUGAACUACUCAAACGAAGGAAGAAUGUAAACACGAUGUCAAAAUUUCAAAACAGAGGAGCGUAUACUGGGAAGGUACAACCAAUAGGAACAAAAAGCAACAGUGAAUCUAACGGGCUUUCUGAAACGGAUUACAAGGACAAGAAGCCAUCACAAAAUGCUGGGCAAGGGACGGAAUCUCCAAAGCACACACCAACAAGUGUGCAACCAGAUACAAUAGAUCGACUAAGGUCACCAUCAUCACAUUGUCCUGAUCGUUUAGCAUCUCCCAUCCUGGAAUCUGGUGAAGGUGGGUCUCCGGUGAGUUUUAUCAGAGACCUAGACCUGAAAUCAAGCUCAAUGCGAGCUGAGUCGUCCGCGUCAAGAUAUUCCACAAGGAGCUCGGUCACUAUCCCAAUAAACACCAGCACCCCCAUCUCUGCCUGGAGUGACUACACCGUCCCGGACGAGGAGGAGAUGAGGCAGAAACUGCUGAAGGGAAAGUUUGGGGCUGAGUUUGAGAACUAUUACCCACACGUUUCCAGGAAGAAGUUGCUGGCAGUGCCUAUACCAUCUGAUGAUGAAGACUAUGAUACAGAUCUAGAUGAAGGUGCCGACUUGGUGUCUGUUGAGAGAGCAAGACAGAGAAGAGAGGAUAGCCCCUUCCCAGAUUACAAACACAUGUGUCGUACGCUGCACAAAGUUCCCAACAGUUAUUUCAUACGUCAUGCUUUGGAAGAUGAUUUUGCAAUGAGAUUUCGCUACCUUGGUGUAAAAGACACAAAGGCAUUGUCAAAGGAAAUAAAGAAUGACGCCACCAUAUCAAAGAUAGACUUUACUGACAACGGACUAGGACCUUCCCAGACGUAUUGGCUUGCUCAAAUGCUACACAAUAACACGACAAUCACAGAUAUUAAUUUGUCUGAAAACAGUAUCGGAAGCAAUGGAUCCCGUAUUCUGCGUUUAGUGCUAAAGGGACAGUCGCGUUUACAUUCCUUAAAUCUCGCAGGUAAUGCGAUCGGAGACAAAGGGGUCCGACUCAUCGUUAGCGGUCUAGAGAGAAACGUGUUUUUGAAAGAAUUAAACCUGUCACACAAUGACGUCGGUGAAAGAGGAUUGAAGUACUUGUGUCCUUUUAUCGCCAACAACGUCAGCCUUGAUGUCCUUGACCUUUCCUGGAAUCACAUACGCACACAAGGAGCUGUUAUGUUGGCCAAGGCGGUCAAGUACAACCAGCAACUGCGCGUGCUGCGUGUGUCAAUGAACGGGUUCCACGUGGAGGGUGCACGGGCCCUGGGCGACGCGCUGGAGGAGAACACCACCCUAUGGGAGCUGGACGUCAGUGCAAAUAGGAUAUCAAGGCUUGGGGCUCGGGCACUAGCUGAAGGCAUGGCUUACAACACAGAACUCAGGUGUCUCAAGGUCGGGUUUAAUCCCUUAACCCCUGAAGGAGCAGAAGCCAUAUUAGAUGCUGUGGGAGGCAGGGACAACAGCGAGGGUAUGGUGGUUGACUUUGAGGGUGUGUACGUUAACCACAGUUUUGAAUCCCACGCAACUGACCUCAUGGAGGACGGCAAGAUCAAGGUUAUUUACCAUCUAGAACCAUCACGUCGAGGAAGAUCAUGGGACGUGUUAUCCAGCUACAUACAAUCCCUGCUCCAUCUGAUUCGUGAGUUAAAACUUGACGUCACAAGCAUUUUCGCUGACAUCAUAGAAGAUAACGUCAUCAUCUCAGCGAGUGACGUCAUCCAGCGUUUGUUGAAGUCGACGCAAAUACGAAAUAAGAUCUCCCAGGCACUUUUGAACCAGUUCGUUCACUCAAACGGCAACAAGCGUUUCCUCAUCCGAGAUUGGGACAUGGCAAUGCAGAGACUACACGGAAAAGGAGACAUGCAAAGUCCGUCAAAGUCCUUGACCUUGCUACCGUCCAUGACCUCCGGGUCAUCUGAUUCUCGACGCUCAGCAGCAUCCUCCUGGUGGAAGGGGAGCGGCACCACUGAUAACAGAUCCAGGGGUGGUACUCCAACUGUGUCGGCAGAAGCUUGAAUAUCAUCGACGGAACAUUCGCACUUUCUGUGUGACAUUCUGACCCUUUCAGUAAAGCCGUUCCUGUGUUUCCCGUUUACAUAAGUUGGGAACUUAUGGUUUACAUCGAUGUGGCCUGUGCCAAAGUUCCAGUAACUACAGCCACUUAUAUAUUUCACUACUGAUAAGGAACGAUCGGACAUGCUCUCUCUAAGAAGAUUUCAAAAAGCGUCAUACAACUUUUGUUCAGUAUUUGCUUUUACAACAUUCGGAAGGCCUCAGAAUAGGAGACGUCUUAUGAUGGGUUAUGCGGAAUAUAUAUAUUUAGAAAUUUUAGGCAUUGCCCAUUUUGAGUCGACUGUAAAAUAUAUUAUGAGCAUGAGUGUAUAUAGAGGAUACUAAACGACCUUCCGUGUAAUACCAUAUUUAUUAAACGAGUGAAUGAUUUGGUAUCAAACGAGCGAAAGUUUGAUACCAAAUCAUUCACGAAUUUAAUAAAUAUGGUAUUGCACGGAAGGGAGUUUAGUAUUCUGUUUAUUACUCGCCCACAUUAAUCAGGCGAAAUCGCCGAAAAACGACCUAACAGUGUGCAGACAUUUGCAGCAAGACAAUCUAGGUCACGCGUAUGAAUACAUAGCUUCGGUGAAAUCAUGGGAUUUCCAUCUGCAUAUAGUUUGAAAAUAAAAACACAAUAGAUGGUGUCAUUUGAACAAAUUAGCAUUUUAUACUUUGAAAAGUUUCAAUCGAAAACUCAACAAUUGAAAUCACAAUGCAUUUGAAGUGAUAGACAUAGUCUCAUUGGGUAACCAAUAACAGGGAUUCCCUUGAAUGUGGCGGAAACUUUAUUUUGAAGAUUUGAAGAAGUGUCAGUUUAUUUGUUCUGUCCACCAUAGAAAUUCAGGUUGAUUACUGAAUUAUUUACGGCACCUGCGAAGAUUGAACUCAGAUUGUGAACUUGAAUCUGUGACAUUUAUUGUUUGAACUUGAUUUUGAGAUGCGACAUUCGCCACUGAUAACUGGCGGUUUUCCUGCGCUCAAAGUGCCAUGUGCGAAUCACUAGCAUCAUCGCUCGACCUGCUCAAUAUCUUGCUGAUAGUUUUGUGUUGAUCUUCGGAUAUGUGCGAAUAGUUAUUGAUGCUUUGCACGUUAUUAUGCCCACUGAUCUGCAUAAUCUGCGUUGGAGGCACAUUUUUGUCAGAGGGUGUUUGAACAAGAUACGUUCGUGCAGAAUGGUUUGUGAGGCGUUUAGUCUGCUCAAGUUCAGUAUUGGAUGCCAUUCGCUUCAUAAUAGAAGCGAGUUCAUUUACGCCUACCGAUUGCCGUUUAA